GUCAAACAAAAAGAAGCAUUAAAACAUUAACAUAACUACGACGAUAGACCAAAGCAAAGCAACGUUAAUUUUUGUAAUAAAUAAACAAAUAUUAAAAUAAAAACAUAAUCAUGGGUGAUCGUUAUAACAUUCACAGCCAGCUUGAGCAUUUACAGAGCAAAUACAUUGGAACCGGUCAUGCCGAUACCACCAAAUUCGAAUGGCUGACCAAUCAACAUCGCGAUUCUCUGGCCAGUUACCUUGGCCACUACGACAUGCUGAACUAUUUCGCCAUAGCUGAAAAUGAAUCUAAGGCCCGGAUACGUUUUAAUAUAAUGGAAAGGAUGCUACAACCAUGUGGUCCACCUCCAGAGAAAGCUGAAGAUUAAUAGAAUGUAUUCGAAAGAAACAAUAAAAACAAAUUUUUACCAAACCAUCAA
This is a messenger RNA of Eupeodes corollae, 419 nucleotides long. It is a transcript of the gene Sf3b5, whose product is annotated as splicing factor 3B subunit 5. The transcript has a single exon. NCBI's taxonomy places the organism in Eukaryota, Metazoa, Arthropoda, Insecta, Diptera, Syrphidae. Gene Ontology annotation, biological process: mRNA splicing, via spliceosome. Gene Ontology annotation, cellular component: U2 snRNP; precatalytic spliceosome. The record is from RefSeq and is a predicted model, not a curated record. The coding region runs from base 111 to 368 and encodes 85 amino acids.